UACUACAUUCGAACACUUUCCAACCAACUUUCAUUCACCAUAUCAAAAGAAAAACACAUCGAAUAAGAGUUAAAUGCUGUAAGUUCUCAAUGUAAAAAUGUGUAUAACAAUAAAUGAAAUCGAUGAAGCGUGCGGAUUUUUGUUGUUAAAUGAAUUCAGUGUCUUUAUUUAUUGUUGUAAAAAAUGUUUGAUCAAUUUUGAGUGUGGAUCAGACUUGGAGGCGCAUAUUUUAUCCGAGCAUCCCAUCGGCCAAAAGCAUGUUGAAAAUAUUUUUGUAAACGAUGGUCUUCUUGAAUCAUUGUCGAUGGUUAUAAUUAAAAAUGAACCAAUUACUGAAGAAGAUGAAUUCGAUUUGUGCGUACCAACAAGUGAUGAGAUGGUGCCAGUGCAAAAAGAAAUCAAUACUUCUCAAUCAACGAAAGAAAGCGACAGCACCACUGAUGCGUCACUCGAAAUAAAAACUACCGACGAAAAACCAUCGAAACCAAAAGCAUACAGCAAACGAAGCACCAAAAAAACAACCAAAUCCGAGGUGUUUUAUUGUGACAUGUGUCCCGCAAAUAAAGUGUCAUUUAGUUGCAUAGAAAAUGUUCGUCAACAUAUGAAGCUUCACAUAAAAAAGAAGCAAUUCGCUACAUUACGCAAGGAAUGUCCAAUUUGUAAAAAGACCCCGUUCAACUAUGAGAAACACAUGCAAGUGAAUCAUACCGAUUCACGACCAUAUAAAUGCGACUUUUGCGAUGCGGUAUUCAAAAACAACUGCAACCGCAUUAUACAUAUUAGAUCACACACAGGCGAGAAACCAUUUCUCUGUCCGACGUGUGGCAAAUCGUUCACAUCGCAAGAUAAACGCAACAAACACAACAUGAGAAUGCACACGGAAAAAUUGCCACAUCAAUGUCACAGCUGUGAUAGGUCUUUCAUCAGCCCAUCGCAACUAAAAGAGCAUACAUACGCAUUACAUUCAGAUGCUCGACCGUAUACUUGCGAUGUUUGCGGUAAUAGCUAUUCGAACAGGACAUAUUUAAGAAGACAUAAAUAUUCGCACGGCAAGAAAACGCAUCCAUGCAAAUACUGCGACAAGAAAUUCAAAACCACCGAAACCAGAAGAUGGCAUGAAAGAACGGUUCACAAAGCGCUGUAAAAGCCUGCGACAGCGACACAUUUACUACUUACUUGGCCACUAUUUUUUCAUUGUUUUGUAUUUUUGGGUGGGACGGUAUAUUUUGGUUGGGAAGAUGGAUUUUUCAGAAAAUAAGACUAUUUUUUUAUUAUUAGUUAAGAGAUAAAGGGUUGGAUGACAUAUAGUUUCAGAGGCUUAUUACCGAAAUGACGAGAGAAUGCUCAUAUUUGACUGCAAAAAAUACUCAUUUUUAUACUCUCCAAUGUAGAGCCGCCAAAGAGUCUCUAUUGGACUUUAUUUGAUAAUUUUGUUGAUUUGCGUUCGUUGGAUAGUUUUAAGAUUUUCGUUGAGGUUUUUUUUAUGGUGGUGGACUUUGGAUGAAGGCUAUAGGAUGAAAGUGAUAUUUGGGAGGAUUUAAAGUGCAAAAAUUGAUAUAUUUUUUUAUUAUUAAUACGAAUAUAUAGUUUAGGAAUUGAAAAUGGAAUUUUUGGACUGAUGUUUGAAUUUGGAAUGGGAAAAAAACGAGAAACAAAAAAAAUCUACUCAACUAGAGACUAAUUUAGGAAAUAAAAGAGGUGAUAUGUUUUCAUAUUAUUUUAAACUUGGUUACUGUUAUAA
Messenger RNA from Contarinia nasturtii (swede midge), 1741 nucleotides. Its product is annotated as zinc finger protein 62 homolog. Gene Ontology annotation, biological process: regulation of DNA-templated transcription. NCBI's taxonomy places the organism in Eukaryota, Metazoa, Arthropoda, Insecta, Diptera, Cecidomyiidae. The record is from RefSeq and is a predicted model, not a curated record. The transcript has 2 exons. Gene Ontology annotation, molecular function: DNA-binding transcription factor activity, RNA polymerase II-specific; RNA polymerase II cis-regulatory region sequence-specific DNA binding. The coding region runs from base 98 to 1144 and encodes 348 amino acids.